UAAGCAACAUCUCAAAGAAGUCAACUUCACCGACAAUGGAGCUCAGGUUUCAACCGUCAGAUUAACCGAUAAACGGUGAGGAUUUUGUUCAAAUUUAGGACAUUUUUCCCGAAUCUCAAAUUAUCAUCAUCUCUCUCCAUCUGAGUCUUCGUCUUCUUCUCCAACUCGCUCCUUUGUCACCGACUGAGUUCCUCAGGGUUUUCUGUACAAAAGAGGUGUUUAUAUCAAAUUUGGCUUCAAAGAUACAAGUUAUCAAGAGGUAGCACUUGUGGUUCUUCUAAUGCACACAUUCUCUUGGUUGUCUUGAAAGAUUUAUCCAUGGAUCUAUCCGCAGAAGAGCUCCAAUCUUUGUCAAUACCAAAUAUCCUGAGAGAAUCAAUCUCAAUCCCCAAACAGUCCCCAAAGACCUUCUACCUCAUUACCUUAACUCUAAUUUUCCCACUUUCUUUUGCCAUCUUGGCCCACUCGCUCUUCACCCACCCACUCCUUGCCCAGCUCCAGAACCCUUAUGCUGACCCAGCACAGACUGGUCACAGAUGGAAACUUCUCCUUGUCUUCCAGUUCUGCUACCUCAUAUUCCUCUUUGCUUUCUCUCUCCUCUCCACCGCUGCUGUCGUCUUCACCGUAGCCUCUCUCUAUACCUCUAAGUCUGUCUCCUUCUCCUCUACCGUGUCUGCCAUCCCAAAGGUCUUCAAGCGCCUCUUCGUCACCUACUUAUGGGUCUCCCUCUUGAUGGUUGUCUACAACCUUCUCUUUGUUGGUUUCUUGAUUCUGUUGAUUGCAGCGAUCGAUAUCCAGAACCCAUUUUUGGUUGUUUUUUCACUUUUGGUCAUAGUCUUGCUGUUCUUGGUGGUCCAUAUCUAUAUCACUGCACUGUGGCAUCUGGCCAGUGUAGUUUCAGUUUUGGAGCCCAUUUAUGGCUUUGCCGCAAUGAAGAAGAGCUAUGAACUGCUGAAGGGAAAGACCCGGGUUGCAGCAAUGCUUGUUUUCGUGUACUUGGCAAUCUGCAUGUUUAUUGCGGGAAUAUUUGGAGCAAUUGUAGUGCACGGGGGAGCAAAAUCUGGUGUCUUUUCCAGGAUCGUGGUUGGUGGGUUCUUGGUGGGUGUUUUGGUGAUUGUGAAUUUGGUGGGUCUACUGGUACAGAGUGUGUUUUACUAUGUGUGCAAGAGCUACCAUCAUCAAGGGAUUGAUAAGAGUGCUUUGUAUGACCACCUUGGUGGCUACCUUGGAGAAUACGUCCCCCUGAAAAGCAGCAUUCAGAUGGAAAACUUGGACGCCUGAUCAAGUGACAGUCACAUAGGUGAUGGGAGUGCCAAUGUCAACGAGUUAGUGUGUAAAAAAAAAAACACAUAAGAAAAAAGUAAAAAGAAACAAAUUGUGGACUGCUGUGAUCUUCGUAGUUGCAUUUCUCAAAUGGAAUAAGACAUGUCCUUAAGUCCUCACUUUUGAUGAAUUUCUCAAGUGAGUUAUUUUCAUAAUGAUUGUGGUAAAGGAAUGGUUCGUAUUCAUUUACUCAUACUUAUGGGCAUAAUUAUAUUGGCUUCUCUUUUCUAUGGCCCUAUA
Humulus lupulus (European hop) is the source of this 1563-nucleotide messenger RNA. RefSeq lists its product as uncharacterized. The transcript has 2 exons. Bases 319 to 1281 code for a protein of 320 amino acids. Lineage: Eukaryota; Viridiplantae; Streptophyta; Magnoliopsida; Rosales; Cannabaceae. The record is from RefSeq and is a predicted model, not a curated record.